This is a messenger RNA of Actinia tenebrosa (Australian red waratah sea anemone), 1145 nucleotides long. Its product is annotated as RYamide receptor-like. Gene Ontology annotation, biological process: G protein-coupled receptor signaling pathway. Gene Ontology annotation, cellular component: plasma membrane. The record is from RefSeq and is a predicted model, not a curated record. Lineage: Eukaryota; Metazoa; Cnidaria; Anthozoa; Actiniaria; Actiniidae. Gene Ontology annotation, molecular function: G protein-coupled receptor activity.
AUAUAUCUUACAACUGCUGCUAAGGUUUUAAUUUGGUAGGGUUAUAAACAAUGGCCAACUACAGUAGAUAUCAGAACACGUCCGUCUUCAACCAAACAGAAACACUGUUCACCAACUGCUACUAUCCACAUGAUUCUGGGGUACUGGUGCUUCUUUUCGGGGUUCUGGUCUCGCUCGCAGGAGUUCUUGGUAACAUCACCGUUUGUCUUGUCUUCUUUGCAACACCAUCUUUGAGAACAUGCUCCCGGUUUAUUGUUGUAAACCUCUGCGUUGCGGAUUUCUUAACGUCAGCUUUUGGAGUUCCUCUGGAAGUAGCAUGGGUAUAUCUACGUUCUGUGUACAAGGCUUGUCUCUCUGAGGAACUGUUAUAUGCCAGAAGAUGUGUGAUCAGUUUUAGCUCGGCAGCAUCUUUGCUCACCCUUGGGUUAGUGAGUAUCGAGCGCUUUAUUGUUAUUUUCUGGCCAUUGAAGCACAAAGAUAUUAUCUCCACUCCCAGAUGUGUUGUUCUCAUGUCGUUAGGUUGGUUUGGUUGUAUUAUCUAUGGAAUCUUCGCAGGUUUCGAAUCACACCGAAAGGAAACUUCAAUAUUCGCCGUGGCUGCAACAAUUCAUUGCUUUUUACUGGUCCUUGUCUGCUAUUCUUGCAUAUUCUUAAGGAUACUACGACAAAACAAAAUUCGCGUGUCUCUGAACGUCCAUCAAAAUCACCUGCACUCACUAGAAAAGAAAAUGUCUACGACUCUAGCCUUGAUAAUAGUCGUGUAUGGCAUAUGUUAUCUACCUUACACUGUUGUACGAUUAACACAACAAAUGAACAAACCUGAACGAGAAUGGUUUCUUAUUCUCGCUCUCUCCCACUCCGCUUUUGAUCCAUUCAUCUACUUCUUCCGAUCUGGCGAGUACAGAAAAGCUUAUGUGGAAAUUUUGCACAAGAUUUUUCCAAAAAGAAACAGAGUAAACUUUGAAUCUAAUGAUCUUCAAAUUCCAAAGCCUGCUGUAUCAACGCGCGCGAAACAAGAGCCGAACUGAUGAUCAGUUGCUGGAAAAUGAUGAUAUGAAGGACUUGGAAUCGGACGGGUUGAAGGUACUUACACCGAUUCCAACCUCUUGACAACGUUUGCGGGAGAUUGUGAAAUUACACGUCAG